AAGCAUUUUAUACAUAAAGAUAAUAACUAUUAUUAUUAUAACAAUUAGCCGUGGCUUCGCUUCAGCAAACAAAGUGAUCAGUGACAAAACUGUGUUCUCUCUUUCCUGUGAUUUCCACCUGAUGAUGUUAAUUUCAGAGUUCUGCUUUUUCAAUCCUCUGUGUCACAAACACAACAGCUCAUUACUUCCUGUGUGUCAGAAGACUUUCUGAGGGCUGAGCUUCAUGUUUGGAUCAAGUUAAGCCACCAAUGUUAUAAUAAUUAGAGCCGUAGAGUUUCCUGCAGGACAAUCGUGUCUGCGUUCAUCAUUGUGUCUGUUCACAGAGAGAAUCUGUAUUUUUUCACCACUUUGAAUUGUGUUGUUAUUCGGUUGCUGCCACAACAUUAACUGUCCCUUCUGUUUUAAUCUGUGGUUUUGUGACACAACUGGUUGUGACAUUGGCAGUGAUGGAUUAAUCUCCACACACCCACAGCAGAGGCAGCUGGUGGAUAAAUACAGGUAACGCUGUAGGACAGCAGAUCACUAUCUAACAGAUGGUUAACCAGGAUCACUGUCAGAAGAAUAAACAUGGCAGACUACGUCAAUGAACCAACCGAUCAGCAGAGGAAGAGUCCAGAGAGGAGAGGAUGCUGUCACUCAGGUGAAUCAAAAAUCUUCUUGGUGGUUGGAGUCAGCUUUGGCCUGCUGUGCAUCGUACAGGCAGCUCUCAAUAUUUCUCUUCGGCUCCAAGGAAGUGAGUGUCAGCCUGCAAAGCAAAAGAGAACUGGGUCUGACCACAUCAACUCUACCAACAUCACCAUGAUGUCAUCUGCUGAAAUCAGCAACCUGCUUCGAGAUAGAGACCUGCUGAUAAGGGAAAACACAAUGUUGUAUGCCAAUGAGAAAUGGUUAGAGAGGCACCUCAGCGAACAGCAAAAUCAGAUCAAGGAGCUUCAGGCUGAAAUAAAAAGACUCUCUGAGAUGGGAUCCCAACACAGUCAUUGUCCCCGAGGGUGGAAGUUCCACAUGUCCAGCUGUUACCGCCUUUCCACUGAGCUAAAGAACUGGAGAGAUGCCAAAGAGGACUGUGGGAGAAACGGAGCUGAUCUUGUGGUUUUAAAUGAUGACUCGGAAGCGGAAAUUCUUCUUAAGUUUGGAAGUGCUGUCAUGUGGAUCGGCCUGAGGGCUAGACGCUGGCCUCAGGAUAUGUGGAUGUGGGAGGAUGGACGCUUGCUGACUUUAGAUGACUUGAAGAAGAUGCAGCCAGGUGAUCCAAGUUUCACCUGUGCCUAUGCCGAACAGUUGCUGCCUGACAGGCUGAGGUUUAUCCCUGCUGACUGUGCAGACCAACACUACUGGGUGUGUGAGAUGAUGGUGAUGUGACCAACAGCACAACAACCAUGAAGUAACACGUCACGUCUUUCUGUUUAUGUCAUAUCCUUUUCCAUCAGUCACACACACACACACACACACACACACACAGUGUACUGUAUAUUUGCAUUGAGUCUCUCUUCUUUUUAAUUUCAUGCUGUGUGUGUGUGUGUGUGUGUGUGUGUGUGUGUCCUUUUUAUCACUCUGUUUUAAAGUAAAGUCUUUCAGCUGAUGGAGGUCGCUGUGUUUGGACAACUGAAAGUUGUAUUGAGACAGAAACUCAGUCUGUGAUGUGUUUAGAGUCUGGUCAGUAGAAAGACUCUGUGAUUGUCUUGUAAAAUAAAUUCUUGUCAGAAUAAACACGUCUGCUGGAGUAUUUAAAUCUCUGUGUAAAGGAAUAAUAACCUGCUGUCAGCGUUAACUCAUCGAUCACAAUGUGAUUCAGCUCCAAACAUGAACAUGUUAUUUAUUGUUUUCAUCACGUUAAUUGUGUGCUGAUUUUUGUCUCUUCAGCAUCAACCUUACUUGUGUCAAACAGAAUUAAAACGUCACCAAAGUACUUUGAGUUUGAGCUUCGACCUACGAGCAGAAGUCUCGCCAGGUUCAGGAGUUAGUGCAGGUCGACUGUUUCCCAGGCGUUCAGCCACAUGUCCUCAGCUCUGUCUCCUGUGUCUUUUUAUUUUUGAAAUGCAGUGUUGAUAUAUCCUUUGUUAGUGCAAAAUAAACGUAAAAAAAAAACUUAAAAAAACGU
Messenger RNA from Epinephelus lanceolatus (giant grouper), 2101 nucleotides. Lineage: Eukaryota; Metazoa; Chordata; Actinopteri; Perciformes; Serranidae. The record is from RefSeq and is a predicted model, not a curated record.